Monoraphidium neglectum is the source of this 159-nucleotide messenger RNA. RefSeq lists its product as hypothetical. NCBI's taxonomy places the organism in Eukaryota, Viridiplantae, Chlorophyta, Chlorophyceae, Sphaeropleales, Selenastraceae. The annotation marks the transcript as partial. The transcript has a single exon. The record is from RefSeq and is a predicted model, not a curated record.
AUGGCGCCGUCGUCGGACGAUGGCGCAGCUGCAGCUGGUCCCAGCACCAGCAGCGGCGUGGGCGCCAGCAGGCGGGACAGCAUGGAAGACCUGGAGCGCGCAGCCCUCAUCGACCGGCGAGGCAGCAAAUCCAUUUCAGGGCUCGGGCCAGGGCGGGAG